AAAUUAUUGUAAUCAGUACCAACUUUUUUCAUAGUUAUGUGAUAGUGCAAAAUAUUUUUUAAUGAAUACUGCACAAUUUUAUCAACAAUUAGUGUGUUUAAUAUGUGUAUGAUUGUUUAAGUUAACAUUGACAAUAAAAAAAAAAUAAGUUUUUAAUUUAUUUAAUUAUAAGUUUUUAAAAAUUUUUUGGAGAAAACCCCUCAAAGAAAAAUUAUAAACUUCUUUAUGUAUCUGUUCAAAUGCUGGGAUAUACAUCAUACAGGGAUUGGUCGCCAGGUGGCGCCACCCCACAGCAAUUAUCUGUUGUGACAACUGUAUGGGGUGUCCCACAAUCUACAAAUGAAUCAGGGCCCCAAAACCAUACAUAUCCCACACAUAAUAGGGAAACUGAUUUUAACAAAUUUCAUGCUGGCCCAUCAUUAACCAGCAAUCCAGCCUUUCACGGAGGCUAUAACAUUAGAUCAUCUGGUGUUGGGGGCUAUGGAUUGCCGCAGUCUGUUAACGGAAUGAACGGUGGCGUUAGUGGGGGUGGUACAGGAGUGACAGACGGCUCUAUUGGCCAACAAUACAAUAAUCAAGGAAAUCCAAUUAAUAAUACAGCAGCCAUGGUCGCAGCUGCAACUGCAACAGCCACAGCCACUGCGAGUGUUGUAGCAUUACAAGAAAAUAAUCAAUUUAAUCAAAUGCAAAGUGGGGGAAUGCAAGGUAUGCAAAGUCAACAAUACGGUAAUAGCUAUAGCCAACAGAGGACGCAUGGUGGCCCAAUGGGAAUGUCGAAUAUAAAUAUGGCAAGUAUGAACGGCGGUAUGAAUCCAAUGAAUUCAAUGUCAAAUAUGGGAAUGAAUCCGGCAAUGCAUAAUAAUAUGAUAGGCGGGGGUACUGGGGGUCCAAAUACAAUGAAUAAAAUGAAUUUACAACAAAUGCCAACAAAUCAAGCUGGUUAUGGUCCUAGAAGGUUAGCGCCGUAUCCAUCACCAGCCAUGCAUAUGUCACAAAAACGAGCACAACAACAAAAUUACACAAAUACCGGUCCAGGACCGGGCGGACCACCUACUAUGCAAACAAAUUUUAAUCCAAAUGCACCACAAUAUCCAACGACAGGUGGAAGUUAUGGAACGAGCGGCGGAAGACCACCUAGUUUUCAAAAUCAAUAUCCACCACCUCAACAGUCAUUGGGCCCAACAGGGAAUUUCGUACCAGGUGGUAAUGGGCGGACGGUUGGUAAUUUACGACAAACAACGCCUCCAUAUACAGCAUCUGGACAAUAUUUCCCAAAUGGUUCUAUGAAUGGUCCUGUACAAUUCCCAACACAUCAUGGAGGCCCUGGUGGUCCUAACACAACUGGCCAAUAUGUGAAUACGUCUGUAGUACCAAAUAAUCAGUAUGCACCUACCAAUCAAUUUCAACAAGAUGUAAAUAGUAUGCGAAAUAACAUGAGUUAUCAACAUAGUCCGAUACCUGGAAAUCCAACACCACCAUUAACACCUGCGAGUAGUAUACCACCUUAUAUUAGUCCGAAUCCUGAUGUUAAACCAAAUUUUAAUGAAUUAAAACCACCAAUGCCAAUACAAAAUGAUGAAUUGAGACUGACUUUCCCAGUACGUGACGGGAUUAUAUUACCACCAUUCCGAUUAGAACAUAAUUUAGCUGUCAGCAAUCAUGUAUUUCAAUUGAAAGCAACCGUAUAUCAAACAUUAAUGUGGCGAUCUGAUCUCGAAUUACAAUUAAAGUGCUUCCAUCAUGAAGAUCGACAAAUGAAUACAAAUUGGCCAGCGAGUGUUCAAGUAUCGGUAAAUGCAACACCAUUGAUUAUUGAUCGUGGUGAAAAUAAAACAUCACAUAAACCACUGUACCUUAAAGAAGUAUGCCAACCUGGACGGAAUACAAUACAAAUAACAGUCUCGGCGUGUUGUUGUUCGCAUUUAUUCGUUUUACAACUGGUACAUCGCCCAAGUGUUCGAAGUGUAUUGCAAGGCCUAUUAAGGAAGCGACUGCUAACUGCGGAUCAUUGCAUUUCCAAAAUCAAACGGAAUUUCAAUAAUUCAGUUAAUUCAGCGGGAGGCCCUGGAGCAUUACCAACACCUGAUGGACGAGGUAGUAGUGGUUCUGAUCGUGAUACUGUUGAACAAACGGCACAAAAGGUCACACUGAAAUGUCCGAUAACAUUUAAACGAAUUACAUUACCAGCUAGAGGGCACGAUUGUAAACAUAUUCAAUGUUUUGAUCUCGAAUCAUAUUUACAAUUAAAUUGUGAACGAGGUUCAUGGCGAUGUCCUGUAUGCAACAAACCCGCUCAACUAGAAGGAUUAGAAGUGGAUCAAUAUAUGUGGGGCAUAUUAAAUACAUUAAAUUCGUCGGAAGUGGAUGAAGUUACCAUAGAUAGUGCAGCUAAUUGGAAACCAUCGAAAAAUGUAAAUGCACAAGGAAUUAAGAUGGAAGAUGAAGGUAGUGAAUCUUGUGGCGCGAAACGUUUAAAUAAAGCAAUGUCACCUGGAAGUAUGACAUUACCAACGAUGAAUAAUUGGGAUAUGUCCCAAGCAAUGUCACCAUACAUUCCACCAGACAUGAAUAGUAUAGCAAGUGGUUCAAUGAUGAACAAUGGACCACCACCAUAUACUACAGGCAAUAAUAAUCGUAAUAAUUCCUAUGAAUUUGGAGGAUCAAAUUCCUCGAAUCCUGAAUAUACUACGGGUAAUGGACCAUUAUCACAUUUAAGCGAUUCUGUGAAUUCAUUAGAUCCAUUAAAUGCUAUGGAAAAAUCAUUAAAUGAUCAGAUGCCCCAUACUCCACAUACACCUCAUACACCACACACACCACAUACGCCUGGCGGUACACCAGGAAGCGCUCAUACACCGGGAGGUGGAAAUAGUGGCCCUCCAAGUGUACCACCUGCAGGAGAUACUAAUAAUCAUAAUAAUAGUUCAUCAGUAGUGUCAACCGACAAUAGUGUUCCUGAAAUACCAUCAGACCUUAAUUUUGAUCCAGCCGCUGUUAUAGAUGGCGAAGGAACUGGACAAGAGGCACUAAACUUGUUGCCGGAUAGUGUGGAUCCGAUGGAAUUAUUAUCUUACUUAGAACCACCUGACUUAAAUACACCUCCAUCAAGUGGUGCUAGCAGUAACGGUAAUAAUUCAGGUGCGGCAACUAGUGAUGAUAUUCUAGCAUUAUUCGAAUAAAUUAUUGUAAAACAAAAACAUUUUUAAGAAAAAUAGAGUUCCUCUCGCACAAAAACGAAUUUUGUGCUAUUUAUAUUUAUAUUUUUUGUUUUUUUUUUUGUUUCUUUAACUUAAGAAUGGAAAAAGAGACAGUUUCGUGAUUGUCGAAAGUAAAGAAAUAAAACUAUUUACUAAAGUGUAAAAUUUUUUAAAGUGUGAUAUCUUUUUGGACAAUUCAUAUUGAAUUGAAUUCGGUAAAAACACAAUUCAUAUAAAAUAAGUAAACAUUAUUAUUAAAUG
Messenger RNA from Chrysoperla carnea, 3455 nucleotides. RefSeq names its product zinc finger MIZ domain-containing protein 1-like. NCBI's taxonomy places the organism in Eukaryota, Metazoa, Arthropoda, Insecta, Neuroptera, Chrysopidae. Gene Ontology annotation, molecular function: zinc ion binding; SUMO ligase activity. The record is from RefSeq and is a predicted model, not a curated record. The transcript is spliced from 10 exons. Gene Ontology annotation, biological process: protein sumoylation; regulation of transcription by RNA polymerase II. The coding region runs from base 240 to 3176 and encodes 978 amino acids.